Molecule: messenger RNA, 663 nt
Organism: Strongyloides ratti
Lineage: Eukaryota; Metazoa; Nematoda; Chromadorea; Rhabditida; Strongyloididae
Product: Programmed cell death protein 10
Exons: 2
Coding region: 1-663 (220 amino acids)
Biological process (GO): positive regulation of MAP kinase activity; regulation of Golgi organization
Cellular component (GO): FAR/SIP/STRIPAK complex; Golgi apparatus
Molecular function (GO): protein kinase binding
Source: RefSeq, a predicted model, not a curated record
AUGAAUGAAGAGGGUGGUCAUUUGGAUGCUAUGACAUAUCCAUGUAUUUUUUAUCCAACAUUACAUAAAUUAGAGGAGGAACUUGCUGGUAAUGGAAGUGCUAUGAAUGCUAUUAAAUUACUAAAAAGAAGUUUUAUUAAUGCUGAACAAAAUAGUCCCUCAGUUCUUUUUGAUUUAUCUCUUGUUUUACUUAAUGAAGCAAAGUUAAAUGUUAAUUUACAAGAAACAUACCUUCGUAUGCAUGGUUCUGCUCCAACAUUUAAUUUUGAACUUGAAAAUCUUAAACAUAUACCUGAAUUUCAAAAUUUAAGUGAUCGUGCAAUUGAAUUAAGGAAAACUUUAAGUAAAAUACCAGAUCAAAUGAUGGAUAGAAGAGCAUUCCUUGAUACUAUAAAAGAAAUAGCUGCAGCUAUAAAAAAUUUACUAGAAGCAACUAAUAGUGUUAUUCAAUUUGCACCAACUCCCUGUCAACAACCUAUUGAAAAAAGAAAACGAGAAUUUGUUCAUUAUUCUAAGAGAUUUAGUAAUACAUUGAAAGAUUAUUUUAGGGAUCAAAAUGCUCAACAAGUGUCUGUAGCUGCUAAUCAACUAAUAUAUCAAACUAAUCAAAUCGUCAGAACUGUUCAUGAUAAAGUUCUUAAGUAUCAUAGUCAUGUUCAUUAA